Messenger RNA from Fusarium oxysporum Fo47, 384 nucleotides. RefSeq lists its product as uncharacterized. NCBI's taxonomy places the organism in Eukaryota, Fungi, Ascomycota, Sordariomycetes, Hypocreales, Nectriaceae. The coding region runs from base 1 to 384 and encodes 127 amino acids. The record is from RefSeq and is a predicted model, not a curated record. The transcript has a single exon.
AUGCUCAGAGACCUAGAAGAUGUCUACAACAAAUGUCCAGGAGACAAGGAGCUUCUCAUAUUCAUUGAAAAACGAAAGAAAGCGAGCGAUGAGCAUCAAGAGGUAUAUACUAUCGUCAAAAGCCAACUCGAUAAGAGCUCAGACAGACUUUCCAAAACCGAAAGCGAGAUUGCGCUGGUCACUGAGAGGCUUACUCAGCUCGAGGCUGAAAGGGCUGAGGUCAUGAAGGAGAAGGAGGGAGUUGAUAAGGCGGCAAAACAACUGAUGGUUAUGUCGCGGUUCUUGGAACCUGGCUGGCAAGCUACUCUGGACAUGCUUGAGCAGGUUUCGGGGAUGACGCUCUGCGAACUGCCCUCUUUGCGGGGUUUUCAUUGUUGUGAGUGA